Molecule: messenger RNA, 5591 nt
Organism: Scophthalmus maximus (turbot)
Lineage: Eukaryota; Metazoa; Chordata; Actinopteri; Pleuronectiformes; Scophthalmidae
Gene: zcchc24
Product: zinc finger, CCHC domain containing 24
Exons: 4
Coding region: 276-995 (239 amino acids)
Molecular function (GO): nucleic acid binding; zinc ion binding
Source: RefSeq, a predicted model, not a curated record
CUGCGAGUCCGCUGCAAUAAAGGCAGAUAGCGGACCAUGGGGCGCAGGGGGGAACAGUUUUUAUACUGACAUGUUAGCGCAAUGACUUUUGAGAAACAUCUGACUGGGACGAGGCUCCCGGCGUGAGGAGCACAGGGCCCUUUAAGGGAAGAACAGAGGAGCUCUUGCCAUCAGCCGGGGAACGGGGGACGAGAAGCGGGACGGACGGAGAGGGAGUUUGAGACCAGUCCAGGAACCAGCGGCGGAUCAUCAGCUCGAGCCAUUUGAAUUGAAAGAUGAGCUUGCUGUCUGCCAUAGACACGAGUGCCUCCGUGUACCAGCCCGCGCAGCUCCUCAACUGGGUCUACCUCUCCUUGCAAGACCCCCACCAGACCAGCGCGUUCGACGCGUUCCGACCCGAGCCCAACUCUUCGCACCCGGAUCUCAACUUCAGCAAGACGCCCGGAGCGGCGGAGCUGAGCUCGUCCCUCAACUCCAACUAUCUCAACAACUUCUUUCAGCUGCAGCGGAACGAGGCCUUAAACAACAACGUGUACAAGAACGUGUCACCCUAUGGCUCCCUGAACAACAUAGUGGACGGGCUCAACUCCCUGACGGACCAUUUCUCAGACCUCUCCCUCUCUUCGGAGCCGAGAAAACCCAACAAAAGACCCCCGCCCAACUACCUGUGCCACCUGUGCUUCAACAAGGGCCAUUACAUCAAAGACUGCCCUCAGGCCAGGCCCAAAGGUGAAGGGCUGACACCCUACCAGGGGAAGAAGAGAUGCUUUGGAGAGUACAAGUGCCCCAAGUGUAAGAGGAAGUGGAUGAGUGGCAACUCCUGGGCCAACAUGGGACAAGAAUGUAUCAAAUGCCACAUCAACGUCUAUCCACACAAACAGCGCCCCUUAGAGAAGCCGGACGGCCUGGACGUUUCCGACCAGAGCAAGGAGCACCCGCAACACCUGUGCGAGAAAUGCAAAGUCCUGGGCUACUACUGCCGCCGUGUGCAAUAAUCGCCAACUCAGCGGGUCGGAGAGAGCAAUUUUUGUGUCCCCAGUCCCAUCGUUCAUCCUCCAUCCAGGCUGUCAACUUCCUCCCUGCCCAUCCCGCGCCCAGCUUCCCCCCCCCCCCCCACCGUCCCUGUCCCGCACACAACAUGGCGCCUCUUUCCUCCUCAAGUCUUGCCCUCUGUCUCUUUCGGAAGCCUCACAUUUAGACGGUGGCACUAAUCCUCCCUCCUCCUCGAUGCCGUCCUUCUCCACCCCAGCAAAUAAAUCGGCGGCUCUUCUCAGGCCAGCCACGGAUCGCGGCUUUAUUUAGCCAUGAUGUCUUUCUCUCAUUGUCAGCGUUGAAGGACUGAGAGGAACACGGAAAAACCCGAGGAUCAAUCUCUAUCUUUCGAAGUGCUCUUCAACAAAAGGAAAAAAAAACGUGCCAAAAUCAGAAACCACAAAAGCCCACUGAUUCAGCGUCAUGUUCAACAUCCCCUAAUCCAUGCAUCGGAGUCAAUGACAGUGUUUUGGUCUCAAUAGAUUACCUCACCCUUGGGGUUCGGUGGCUUUGUGUUUACGGAGACCUGCCUUUCAUUCUCCCCGCCAAGUGAAGUGUGUGUGCUAAUGUGAUGAACGUUUCAAGCGGGCCUCUCGUGAUGGUUUAAUGUAUGCGAGGCCUCUGGUGUCUUGCCGUACUAGGGUCAACAGCACAUCUUAUUAACUGUGAAUUAACUGAGGGAUGAUGUGCCAUACAUCCCUCGCUUACAUUUGGCCUAUUUAUUUUCCGGUUUUCUAGUGUGCAAUUUGAAUUUUAACUGGGACAUAAGAAAUGUUUGUUAUUGCUGUAUGUUUGUAUAUCACAUUGUUGUGUGACUGCUUCCACGUGUCUUUAGAAACUACUGUAUGUCCGGUCGCGUAGAGUCGCUCCUCGUCUACAUAUAGUGUGUCGCUAACAGAUAAGGUUUCGCUCGUGCUCCCUUGAGUAUUUUCGUUGCCACACAAAUUUUCAAUUAUCUAUAGUGUUAGGUUUAGGUCUACCAUCUAUAGGUAGAGAUGUCAGAUAGGCACGUUGUGUAAUUCAUAAGAAGGGCAAAUGACAAGGAGCUGGAGCAACACUAGUUUCAGAAAAGACAAAAAAUCUCGCCAGUGCUGAAUAUUCAGUUUUGUUUAAAUCGAAAAAGGAGAAGUGCUCGCCAUAAUUUGAUUAACAUCAUGAAAGGGGACUUUAGAGGUUAAACUGUUCACAUUUAAAGUCUGAUCAGACACAAACUAGUUCAAUACAAAAGAGAUGUUUGUUUCGAAGGAGAUAAAAAUAAUGUUUCAGUUGUCUGGCAACAUUAGAGGAGUCCGUGAAGCUAAAUGGAAAGUUUUUCCGAGGGCUUGUACGCUUCAAAACUGUGUCCGACGGCUGGCUGCAGUGUAAAGAGUGUCCAGAGGGAGGUGAAGCUUCUGAGAGGACUUUCAGGUUGCUUGAGAGAAACAAUGAGAUUCAAUACAGGAGGGCUGAUUUGUGAUGUGAUGACGCUGAAGAUUCAAGGAUAUAUUGAAAGUGGUGAUGAAUUAAGUUUGCGCUUAUAUUCAUUUUUAUGGGGCCUACAAUUAUAAACCAAUGUCUUUAAAGAAAGAGUUUACGUAGACAACCGUGCGGACCUAGAAACCUGCCUUACAAGGAACCGUGUUAUAGGAAGUAUGAACUCUUUUAUAUGUACUGUAUUUGUAGCCUUACAAAAGCUGGUUGACUAUAUUUUAUACUGUUGCGUUAUGUAUGUGCCUUAAAGAUUUGAAUCAUUCUGAAGUAUGACGACUAGGCCAUUUGAAAUUAGGAAAAGACAUGUGGGGAUAGGCUCAGAGUUGGAGCGGUGUACAGUGUGUGCGUGUGGUAACUGUGGUGCGUAAUAAGUUUAAUGCAGGUUCAAGAUUUGACAGAAGGACAAGAAAAAAGGGACCGAGUUCCUCUAUUAGCAGUUUGAACUGGCAUCAACACGGUUUUCGCUGAGUUGGAGGCGCGGGCUCAACCAGCGCUUCCAGCUGGCAACAACAAUCCUCCUGUGGUCUGUUGUCAUGGAAUAUCAACAAAGAUGUUAUUUCUUAGUCGAUCCUCAGAGCAGAAUGGAGUCGCACGUGAAAACUGUGGACCUCACCCUUUGUGUUUUUUCCCUGUCUAUUGUGAAUAUGUUUAUCGAAGGAACUACGUUUUUUUUGUCAAGAAAUAUACAUGUUCACUUGCCUUAGUGGGAGAGUUGUGUGCGGUGGCUGACCAUGGUACCUUACAGUGUGGGUUCAGAUGGAUUCCAUCGGUAAAGCUAAAGGGGCACUCCAGCAAUUAAGCACGUGUAAAAAUGAAGAUCAGUGCAGCAAAGUCGGGGCUAACCUCACUUUUGGUCCCUGGUUUGACUUCAGUUUCAAAAACACUUGCCUCCUACAUUUCCCACAAUGCAACUCGAUAGCAUCUUCCCCUGCAUGGUACAUGCCCUCCCCUUUAAAGCUCCAAACCUUCUGUCCAUAACUCAGCCUUUGUCUUGGAAAAGUGUCUCCCACACCCAGGCAGAGAUCACACCGUCCAGGUUGAGAGCCACAUGGGAUCCUACAUUUCCCAUAAUGCAACUCAACAGCACUCGCCGCCCCAGGAGGAGAUAGCCCUAAUUUCAUCCCCCGACAGGGUUCUUUUUCUCAGACUUGACAAAGCUCUUCGAGAGCCACAAUCGUACAGCUGUUUGGUGCACCGCCUGCUACUUGUGCCAAAGCAAACUGAACUUCGGGAGUAGAAUUGGUGGAGUGCCCCUUUAAAAGAGGGAAUUAGCGUAUUAUCACGAGCUUGAGACCUGAACCGAGUGAAAAGGUCUGUCCUUUAACCCCGUCACUGCUGGGAACAAUCCACACCUCUUGCCUUUAGCGUCGUCUUUCUUUAGCCCUGUGUCGACGAGACUAACCCAACAGCCUCUUUUACUUUACACCUGAACCUCACUGUCCACACUAUACCACGUGGCAGAGAGGAAUAUAUACCAAUGAUGCCUUGCGGACUGACCUCGCAAACAAGUAACAAUGCUACCGUAAUCCACAGUGUGCUGGCAGAAUAUAGAAAUGAGAAGUACGGUAGGUAGUGAGAAAUCCUGUCGAAGAGUUUGAUUCCGCCCCGACACGUAAUGAGGAGUCCAUUUUAAAUGGCAAAUCACGAGGCGACGGAAGCAGCCGAUACAAUACAUUUGAGAAAAAGAAAGAAGAAGAAAGACAAAAAAAAGAAAUCACUGCUUUCAGACGUAGUGUCUUGAAUUACAUAUACUUGACUUUUAUAGUACCUUUUCAGUUCAAAUUUGUUUUCUAUGAAUGAGAUGUGUAUUUUGGAAACACUAGAUGUUGAAAUUUUUAAAGCAAUCUGCAAAAAAACUCAAGAGUUAUUUCCCUGACAAAGAUAAGACUGUUUUUUUCUGUAUAUAUUUGAUGGCCAUCAUCUUUAAGGAUAGUAGCUCUUUUCGAAGUGUAAUGCAAUAUUGAAGCUUUUUUUUUUCUCUCGUGUGAAGAAGGGCCUAUUGCUGAGAAAUAAAGCUGGGAGUUUUCUUUUUUUUUUUUCGUUAUGUUUUACAAUAGUCUGAUGGGGUUAUCCCGCAGAAAUAUUUAUGGAAAUAUUUUUUACAACACUUUUUUGUAUAGAAUAUGCAACAAAGUUACACUAAGAAGGAAAUAUUGAUGUCUACAUAGAAUAUUAUUAAAAAAGCUGGUACAUAAUUAAUACCCUUUCUUAAUUAUAAGCCAUUGUAUUUUUUGUGUUUUGUUUUAUGUUAUCAGUGUUGAAUAACCCCACAAAGUUAUUCAGUUGUAACUAACUAUGAGCUGCCAUUUACGCCCCAUACGGUCGCAUGUAUUCACCUUGUAAACAGUUACAAUAUUAUGAAGAUAUAUUGUGUUAACAUGCAGAAAUCUUGUUUGUUCCCUUAUUUAGCAAUGGAUACUCACCACUGUAUAAGCACGUUAAAACUGUGAGAUGUAGUUUGCUUAAAGCAGCAAUGACAAGAAUCUAUUAUAAAAUGUUACAGUGUUAUUAGUAGUUUUAGCGAGUGUAUACUUUUGUCAAGGAAGCGCGUGAGACAAAGAACUAUUUUAGAGUUUGCAUGUGCAUGCGUUUGGUUUUGAAUGAAAUAUCAAUUUUGUGCAAUGUACACUUAUUUAAGUACUUUUCGGUAGUCUGCUAUAGUACAUAUUGUUUUUAACGUUAUCGGCAACUCCUGAUUGUUAUUAGUCCUGAAAAGUAGCUCAUUUACGUUUGCUCGCGUAGCCUCUGCGAAUAAUACAUAUUUACUGAAUGUAAUGUGUUAACACUUAUGUGGUCAAUUUUGCAAAAGUUAUGUCUGUACUCUUUACCUUCUGUAUCACUUGAGAUGUUUUGUAAUGCAAUAUUGCAAUAAUGUAAUAUUUGAAUUGGACAGGACACGGGCGUGAGGUUGGGAAGACAAUGAUUUUUUUAUUUUUGGGCAGUCAUGGUUUCGAGAGUAGACCGCGGGUCUGUUUUUCAUGUCCAUGAAAUGGCAUUCCAAAAUGUGCCUUAUUUGUUAGUUUGGAAAAACAUUUUAGUGCUGUAGAGCUGUCGAGAGUUUGAUGAAUAAAAAUCAUAUUGAAUUAGGA